AUGGUUGCGGCUAGGAAGACGGAGCAAGGAUUCCAGGAGGAGAAAGAGGCUAUAGUCAAACCCAAAGUCGCUAUAGGCCUGCUCAUGCGAGGGUUCACAAAGUCAACCCAACGAUACCCCUGUGGGGUAUUGCAUAAGGAAAGAUUUUUGUACGGCGCACCAAUCGCUCGCUCAAUCAUCAAAGCUCACUGUUGA
Marasmius oreades (fairy-ring Marasmius) is the source of this 195-nucleotide messenger RNA. RefSeq lists its product as uncharacterized. The transcript is spliced from 2 exons. Bases 1 to 195 code for a protein of 64 amino acids. The record is from RefSeq and is a predicted model, not a curated record. Lineage: Eukaryota; Fungi; Basidiomycota; Agaricomycetes; Agaricales; Marasmiaceae.